Molecule: messenger RNA, 1911 nt
Organism: Conger conger (European conger)
Lineage: Eukaryota; Metazoa; Chordata; Actinopteri; Anguilliformes; Congridae
Gene: alkbh2
Product: alkB homolog 2, alpha-ketoglutarate dependent dioxygenase
Exons: 4
Coding region: 516-1298 (260 amino acids)
Biological process (GO): DNA repair
Source: RefSeq, a predicted model, not a curated record
CUUCAGCGCCUUCCGCCAGCUCUCCCCGAAUCCAUCUGGGGCAUUGUGGGCAGCUAGUUUCUCCAACGCAGCACGCUUAUUCUUCUCGAUUUUGUUCAGCUGCUCCGGACUCAAGGAGGUGACAGUCGGCAGCUUGUCGCUCGUUGGUUUCAGCUUUUUGAUUGACGACGCCUUCAAACAUUUUGUUCGAAAACGUGUUAGCCGACCAGCCAUUGUAGUGGACAAACAUAUUAAUUAUUAUAUAAUCACCUUGCGUGUGUGCAAAAGUUCUGCAUAAGAUGAGGCACUCUUGAUGUGCACAUAACGUUAGCUACACCACGACCAACUGAUAACAUUAAAUAUUAUUUCUACAAACGGUAUGAAUGGUGAGUUAGCUACGUCGUUUAUUUGUUUCUCGAAAAAAUUGUCAAGUUCCCCUGUUCAACAAUGUUUACUUCCGGUGUCACUGUGCCACGUGGGCAUUUCGCGCUAAUACAAAUCGGUAGCUUUGCUACUGCAACCCAACAAUAAUUUGGAUGGACCCGUUUGUGACCCAGGCAAAGAACCGCAAUGAGCAGGACGCUCAAUGGGAUAAGGAGCAUCACUGCAAAAGAUUUAAAGCUUGCGAAGAGGAGGAAGAGGAAAGCUCGAUUGAUGAAGAGUUCUCUCACCCUCUGCCUUGGCAGAAGAUUGAAGCGGAGGGGCUGGACUGUGACUAUGCUCAGCUUUUCGGAAAAGAUGAAGCAGACAGACUUUUUAAACAGCUGGAGGAAGAGGUGGAGUAUUUCACAGAUGAGAGGUCCCAGGUUCGCGUGUAUGGGAAGCUCCACAGUGUUCCCCGGAAGCAGGCUACGUACGGGGACCCAGGCCUGAGGUACUCUUUCUCUGGGGUGCAUCUUCUGGCUCGGCCGUGGACCCCCACGCUGGACUACAUACACGCUGCGGUCACUAAGACAACCGGGCGCACCUUUAACUUCGUCCUCGUCAACAGGUACAAAGACGGGAGCGAUCGCAUAGGAGAGCACCGUGAUGACGAGAAGGAGCUGGAUCCCGGUUUUCCCAUCGCCUCCGUGUCCCUGGGGGCGGCGCGGGACUUCGUGCUCCGGCAUGGGGAGGCGCGGGGGCGGAAUCCGCGCCGUCGCAUCGACCCGGUGAAGCUGGAGCUGGCCCACGGGAGCCUGCUCCUCAUGAACCAGCCCACCAACACGCACUGGUACCACAGCCUGCCGCCCCGCAAGGGGGUCCUCACACCGCGCAUCAACCUCACCUUCAGGCGCAUCCGUAGUCUCGGACAGCAAGGACCGGGACCUUCCCGGUGACUCGCGCCUUCUCGGGAACGACGUUCACUUGGGAAGACGCUUCUGCUUUCCUGGGGGCGGCCUGUAGCAUAGUGGCUGAGGUAGGCCUAUGUGACUGGGACCCGGAAGGUUGGUGGGUUCAAGACCCAGCCACGAGAAGAUCCAGAGCUGUGUGGGCCCUUGAGCAAGGCCCCUAAACCUGCAUUGCUCCAAGGGGGAUUGUCCCCUGCUUAGUUUAAUCAACUGUAAGUCGCUCUGUAAGCGUCAGCUAAGUAACAAAUUAUUACAUUAUUAUUGUUAUUAUGUACUGAGUGCAGAUGUACUCUGCUUGUGUGGUCACAAAAUCAUGUACAGGGAUUUGUGUCCAGAUUUGUUACUUAACACACAGCAGUCACCAGUGUACUCACGAAAACUAAACGUAUCAAAUUCCUUGACAGAUUUGGAUUUGGAGGCCAAGAUGUUACGAUGUGAUGUCACCAUUAGAUGGAUUUAUUUAUCCAAGAUUCAGUUUGCAAGUACUCUACCAAAAAUAUUGAUGUCACAUGACAGGCUUGAAACAUUGAUACACUUGUAAAUACUGUAUGUUUUCCUAAGUAGAAAUGUUUAAUAAAUAUUAAGCUACUGUUUACCACAA